Conger conger (European conger) is the source of this 1930-nucleotide messenger RNA. RefSeq names its product splicing factor 3a, subunit 3 (gene sf3a3). The record is from RefSeq and is a predicted model, not a curated record. Gene Ontology annotation, cellular component: spliceosomal complex; nucleus. Gene Ontology annotation, biological process: mRNA splicing, via spliceosome. The coding region runs from base 176 to 1681 and encodes 501 amino acids. Lineage: Eukaryota; Metazoa; Chordata; Actinopteri; Anguilliformes; Congridae. Gene Ontology annotation, molecular function: RNA binding; zinc ion binding. The transcript is spliced from 17 exons.
GUAGAGAGGUGCACGGGAGGGACUACUUCCGACGGAACGGGAACUUGUCGUGUUGUGUGACCAGCGAGACUGCGAACUUUUUACGCAGCGCCGUGGAAAGUCUGAAGAAAGGCUUUCGCAUGUACCCGGCCUUUCCUUUUCUGCCACGUUAACCGUAAUUUCUUUCUGAAAUAAAAUGGAGACGAUUUUGGAACAACAGCGGCGCUACCAUGAAGAAAAAGAAAGACUAAUGGACGCAAAAACAAAGGAAAUGCUCCACAAGAAAACGACGCUACGUGACCAAAUAAACUCAGAUCAUCGGACACGAGCAAUGCUGGAUAGGUACAUGGAAGUGAGUGGGAAUGUGAGAGAUUCGUAUGAGGACAAAGACGGCAUGAGGAAGGACGAGCUGAACGCCAUCUCGGGACCAAACGAAUUCGCCGAAUUCUACAACCGGCUCAAGCAGAUCAAGGAGUUUCACCGGAAGCACCCUAACGAGAUCUGUGUGCCCAUGUCCGUGGAGUUUGAGGAGCUGAUGAAGGCCAGGGAAAACCCCAGUGAGGAGGCGCAGAACCUGGUUGAGUUCACGGACGAGGAGGGCUACGGCCGCUACCUGGACCUGCACGACUGCUACCUGAAGUUCAUCAACCUGAAGGGAGCUGAGAAACUGGAGUACAUCACCUACCUGUCCACCUUCGACCAGCUGUUCGACAUCUCCAAGGACAGGAAGAACGCCGAGUACAAGAGGUAUCUGGAGAUCCUUCUGGAGUACCUGCAGGACUACACAGACAGGGUGAAGCCUCUCCUGGACCAGAACGAGCUGUACGGAAAGAUCCUGGGCGAGUUUGAGAAGAAGUGGGAGAACGGCACCUUCCCUGGCUGGCCCAAAGAGACCAGCAGCGCUCUGACCCACGCAGGAGCUCACCUGGACCUCUCCGCCUUCUCCUCCUGGGAGGAGCUGGCGUCUCUGGGUCUGGACAGGUUAAAGUCUGCCCUCAUGGCUUUGGGCCUGAAGUGUGGUGGGACUCUGGAGGAGCGAGCCCAGAGGCUCUUCAGCACCAAGGGGAAGUCCCUGGAAUCCCUGGACCCCUCACUCUUCGCCAAGAACCCCAAAUCCAAAGGGCCGAGGAAGGACACAGAGCGCAACAAGGAAAUGGCCUUCCUGGAAGCUCAGAUAUACGAGUACGUGGAGAUCCUGGGGGAGCAGAGGCAGCUGACCCAUGAGAACGUGCAGAGGAAGCAGGCUCGUACGGGCGAGGAGCGGGAGGAGGAAGAGGAGGAGCAGCUCAGCGAGAGCGAGAGUGAGGAUGAAGAUAACGAGAUCAUCUACAACCCCAAGAACCUUCCGCUGGGCUGGGACGGCAAGCCCAUCCCCUACUGGCUGUACAAACUCCACGGCCUCAACAUCAACUACAACUGUGAGAUCUGUGGGAACUACACCUACAGAGGGCCCAAAGCCUUCCAGCGUCACUUCGCUGAGUGGCGACACGCCCAUGGCAUGCGUUGCCUAGGGAUACCAAACACCGCCCACUUCGCCAACGUCACACAGAUCGAGGACGCAGUGUCCCUUUGGGCGAAGCUGAAGUCACAGAAGGCAUCGGAGAGGUGGCAGCCGGACACAGAGGAAGAGUACGAAGACUCCAGCGGGAAUGUGGUCAACAAGAAGACGUACGAAGAUCUGAAACGCCAGGGUCUGCUGUGAAGAAGCAGCGAGAUCCGAAAACACGGAGGCGGCCGGACGGAGAUCGUGGCUGCUCUUUUUGUAUUUUUAUUUUUUAUUUUUAUUUUUUCCCCUGACUGUGAUAGCCCAGCUGGAACCGUUUGAUUCUAUUAUGGUUGUUUAAACCCCUAAAUUCACUCGCCGAUUUUGUAUGAUGUCUUUAUUGUUCAUUUUGUCUGAUAAAAAUGUGGUUUGUUAUGACCAGAUUCAAUAAAAUAGAAUUUGUCUGUU